Arabis nemorensis is the source of this 561-nucleotide messenger RNA. Lineage: Eukaryota; Viridiplantae; Streptophyta; Magnoliopsida; Brassicales; Brassicaceae. The record is from the annotation of a GenBank genome assembly.
AUGGGAGGUUGCUGUUGUUCCUCGAGGAAGUCGCAUCUUGUUGGAACACCUGUAUACUAUUAUUGUCCAGAAUCUUUUCAAAGACUUGAGCCUUCAGGAGCUCGUGCUGGUGUGGGAUCAGCGUUCACCACAGGCCUCUUGGUUGAUAUAGGCUUGGAGACAUCGAUACCAGACACCUUUUGUGCUCCUGCUCCUCUUCCUUAUGAUUUGCUUUUGGGGAGACCACAAUGCGCAGAUUCGGAGUCUAUCAAAGGAAGGAUUAGGGAGAGCAGUUUUGAAACGUUAGCGACAUGUGAAGAUCUUGGGGGUUCAGACUGUAAAACUCAGAUUCUCUCGCCGAGGAAAUCAGAUUUCUCUAAACAAAAAGGAUUGAAGCAGUUGGUAGAUGAAGAGGAGGAGUCUUGUCCCAUUUGCUUUGAAGUUUAUGAUCUUGAGAAUCCAAGACUAACGACAACUUGUGAGCACGAUUUUCACCUCUCUUGUCUUCUGGAGUGGAUUGAAAGAAGCGAUAGAUGCCCUAUAUGCAAUAAGGAAAUUGUGUUUGAUGAUUGCUUGAAGUAG